CCAGCGCACUCUGCGACGCCAAACCCAUACGAGAACCCUCCGUAUGGACAACCGCACCAGGGUCUUCACCAGCCUCAGCUGCCUGAUCCAUUCGCGACGCCGAAUGCGCAGGCAUAUCCUCAGGGAUACCCCCUGAGUCCACCUCCGCCAGGGAUACACAGUCCUCCUCCCCCGCCGUCGCACAUCGUACACAACUCGCCACCCCCGGGAGGAGACGUAUUCAAUCCGUAUCAUUCACCACCGCAUCAGAACCUCAAUUACCUCCCACACGAUAAUUCAGCGGCCCCGCUUCGCCCGGUCUCGCACUUCUCAACCUACGAUGCUCCCGAGCCUAACGCAAAUGACGAUUUGGGUGAUAUCCCGCUUUUGCGACGUGACUCCAGCUCUGGUCUUGCGCCGUUCCCGGGUGGGUUUGCUGCUUCACAAGAGGGCGAGGAUGAGGAAGAUACAAACAUCCGAUACGGACGAAUUCCACAGCGUGUACCGCGCCGAUAUAAGACAAUGAAGCGUGUCGAGCUCUUCCACGGAAACCUUGUAUUCGAUUCUCCGGUACCUCAGAAGCUACUGGACAGAUGCAAAUUCCGUACCGAACGCGAGUUCACGCACAUGCGAUACAGUGCUGCGACGUGUGACCCGAAUGACUUUAUGAAUGAAGGUUUUACGCUGCGACAAGUGCUGUAUGAGCCGCCACGACGCACGGAGCUGUUCAUCGUCAUGACGAUGUAUAACGAGGACGAUGAAUUAUUCUGUCGUACAAUGCAUGGUGUUAUGAAGAACGUCGCUCACUUGUGUACGCGCAACCGUUCUCGCACGUGGGGCUCGGAAGGGUGGAAGAAGGUCGUGGUGUGCAUCGUGAGCGAUGGCCGUAAGAAGAUUCACCCACGUACUCUGUCAGCGAUUGCCGCUCUUGGUGCGUACCAGGAUGGCGUUGCGAAGAAUGUGGUCAACAAGAAGCCUGUCUCUGCCCACAUAUAUGAAUAUACCACGCAAAUAUCUUUGACGCCAAGCAGAAAGAUUGAAGGCUCGGAAAAAGGAAUUGUACCCGUACAAAUUCUGUUUUGUCUGAAGGAAAACAACCAGAAGAAGAUCAACUCCCAUCGCUGGUUCUUCAAUGCUUUCGGUCCGAUCUUGCAGCCCAAUGUCUGCGUGCUGCUCGAUGUUGGCACUCAGCCAGGACCAACAUCGAUCUACCAUCUUUGGAAGGCAUUUGACAUUAAUUCUAAUGUCGGCGGUGCUUGUGGCGAGAUCGUUGCGUUGAAGGGCAAGUGGGGUCUAAAUUUGCUCAACCCGCUUGUUGCGGCGCAGAACUUCGAGUACAAGAUAUCAAAUAUUCUCGAUAAGCCUUUGGAGUCUAUUUUUGGAUACAUCACUGUGCUGCCGGGUGCUUUCAGUGCCUACCGAUACAUCGCUCUCCAGAACGAUGCGCAAGGAGAAGGACCAUUACAGAAGUACUUCUUAGGAGAGAAGCUGCACGGUGGCGACGCAGAUGUCUUUACAUCGAACAUGUAUCUUGCAGAGGACCGAAUUCUCUGCUGGGAGCUCGUCUCAAAGCGCGGCGGCUCAUGGAUCCUUCACUAUGUCAAGUCAGCGUAUGCCAUUACGGACGUGCCCGACCAAGUUCCAGAACUCAUCUCGCAGCGACGGCGUUGGUUGAACGGUUCCUUCUUCGCCGCGAUCCACAGUACCUUCCACUUCGCGUACAUUUACCGCUCGAGCCAUUCGUUCGCGCGCAAGUUCUGGAUUCAUGUUGAACUGCUGUACCAGGUGUUCAAUCUUAUCUUCUCGUGGUUCGCACUCGGCAACUAUUACAUUGCGUUCACGAUCCUCACCGACUCCAUGGAAGACUCCAAGCUGAAAAUCAAGGGUAUUCACAUCGUCAACUUAAUCUUGAACUAUUUUUACCUGGGCUUGCUCGUCAUGUGUUUCAUCCUGGCGCUCGGUAAUCGGCCACAGGGAUCGAAACGGGCGUAUACGUUAGCCUUUGUCGGGUUUGCAAUUAUCACGAUUUACAUGACGGUCGCUGCAGUCCUUUUGACAUACCUCGGAAUAAAAAACGUCGCAGACGACAGCGCUAAUGGUAUAAACUUCUCUGACCUGGCAUCGAAUGCGAUCUUCCGGAAUAUCGUUAUUUCCCUACUUGCAACCAUAGGGCUUUAUUUGAUUUCUUCUUUGCUAUUUUUUGAGCCAUGGCAUAUGAUCACAAGCUUUAUUCAGUACUUGUUGAUGGCACCGUCAUAUAUCGCUGUUUUGAACGUCUAUGCCUUUGCAAAUGUACACGACAUCACUUGGGGAACGAAAGGUGACAACAAGGUCAGCACGGACCUCGGUGUCGUAAAGACAGACGCAAAGAGCAACGCCGUCGAAGUCGAUGCACCCACUGAUAAAGCAGAUAUUGACGCUGCUUAUGAAAAUGCAUUGACGGUGUUGCAUACGAAGCCUGCACCGGAAAAGCCGAAGCAUGAUGCUGAGCAGGCAAAUAAGGAUUAUUAUCAAUCGUUUAGAACUAGGGUACUUUUGUUCUGGACUUUGUCAAAUGGCCUCCUUGCUGCCAUUGUAGUUUCCGCAACGGGUAGCGCAGCUUCCGAAGGGGCUCAAAAGACAGUAAACGGGUACAUGGCGUUCAUUCUCUUCUCGGUCGCAGGUCUAGCAUUCUUCCGAUUCUGCGGCUCAGUAGCAUACCUCCUCGUUCGUAUGUUCGCUGGAGAAUAAACGGGAGCCUGAGCAUCCCUGUACAUAUAUUGUUCGGAGGUCGGAUGUGCUUGGUAUUUAUAAGGAUAAGGAUCAUCUACUUGUCUGACUCUUUCCCCUGUCAUUUUAUUCCAUCUAUUCUUCUUUUCUGCUGACUUUCGCCUGUUGUCUUUUCGUUUAUGUAUGACGGACGAGCACGUGGUUCUGGUUUUCGCAUUCUCUUUUUAACGUAUACCACCUUUGAACGCCUACAAGAUAACAAACUCCCUAUUACAUCUUUCCUUGAUUUGGUUUGAGGCUUGACGCGUGUUCAAUGUAAAAAAUAAAGGGAUACAAUACAUAUAAAAC
Molecule: messenger RNA, 3036 nt
Organism: Fomitiporia mediterranea MF3/22
Lineage: Eukaryota; Fungi; Basidiomycota; Agaricomycetes; Hymenochaetales; Hymenochaetaceae
Product: glycosyltransferase family 2 protein
Exons: 14
Coding region: 502-2709 (735 amino acids)
Cellular component (GO): cell septum; cell periphery
Molecular function (GO): chitin synthase activity
Source: RefSeq, a predicted model, not a curated record